GAAGAGGCCUGAUCUACUGAAAUUGCAUUUAUUCUUUACCAAACAUAAUGUCUGGCCGCGGGAAGGGGGGUAAAGUCAAGGGUAAAGCCAAGUCACGGUCAAGCCGAGCAGGACUUCAGUUCCCUGUUGGUCGGAUUCACCGACUUUUGCGUAAGGGCAAUUACGCUGAACGAGUUGGAGCUGGGGCUCCAGUCUAUCUAGCUGCUGUCAUGGAAUAUUUGGCUGCUGAAGUAUUGGAACUGGCAGGGAAUGCGGCACGUGAUAACAAAAAAACCAGAAUCAUUCCACGACACUUGCAACUGGCUAUCCGCAAUGACGAAGAAUUGAACAAACUGCUCUCUGGAGUCACGAUUGCCCAAGGUGGUGUUCUCCCAAACAUUCAGGCUGUACUCUUACCCAAGAAGACCGAGAAGAAAGCUUAAAUCUUCAACGCGUCCUAAAUUUACAUAAUCGGCCCUUUUCAGGGCCACCAA
Messenger RNA from Athalia rosae (coleseed sawfly), 473 nucleotides. Its product is annotated as histone H2A. The coding region runs from base 48 to 422 and encodes 124 amino acids. Lineage: Eukaryota; Metazoa; Arthropoda; Insecta; Hymenoptera; Athaliidae. Gene Ontology annotation, molecular function: protein heterodimerization activity; structural constituent of chromatin; DNA binding. The transcript has a single exon. Gene Ontology annotation, cellular component: nucleosome. The record is from RefSeq and is a predicted model, not a curated record.